Molecule: messenger RNA, 1830 nt
Organism: Boeremia exigua
Lineage: Eukaryota; Fungi; Ascomycota; Dothideomycetes; Pleosporales; Didymellaceae
Product: Alpha/Beta hydrolase protein
Exons: 1
Coding region: 374-1702 (442 amino acids)
Molecular function (GO): hydrolase activity
Source: RefSeq, a predicted model, not a curated record
UAAAUCUGAAAUGUGUCAGGUUCACGUUUGCAUGCUGAGAGUGGUGCACCUGAUGCAACAAGUGCUGUGCUCUGCCUAGUGUUGCGUAUCGGCGUUAUCGCUCAACAGCGCAUACGUCAUCGUCAACCAAGCCCAGCGCACUGCGCCCUCUUCUAGAACGGUUCGCUUUUGCGCUUAAUACCGGCCAAAUGUACAGUACCAAUCAUCGUUAAGCGCGUCACGAUCGUCCUUUUAUUGGGCCUCCUGGCGCAUCGUGCACUUACUGACAUCUUGUUGAUGGGCUGAUUCUUCCCUUCGACAGCACCUGCUGUUCGGACUUCGCCCUCUCGGACUCGUGGUUAUUUCCAUCAACACUGCCCAUAAUCCCAGCAUCAUGCCUGGAAGCCGGCCGAGAUGGGUGUUACACGUGCAAGCCGUGUUCUGGAGGUUUCUCAUGGGAAUCGGCAUGUCACUCCACAAGAUGGCACCACCUCGACCCUCUCGACCUGCGUUCUAUAGGGACGUCGACGCGACUGUUUCGCCCAUCAAAGGCAAAUUUCGAAUCCACUUCUACGUACCGAAGGACUAUAAGCGAUACAAGAAGCUCAAGGGAAAUAAGAAAUACCCUUGCGUCAUCAACUUUCAUGGUGGAGGGUUUGUGCUAGGGACUGCGCAAGACGAUGCGCGUUGGUCGAAUAUUGUCGUUAAGGAGGUCGGCGCGGUUGUUGUCUCUGUCGCAUAUCGCCUCGCACCUGAGUAUCCAUUCCCGACUGCUGUAGAAGACGGAGCGGACGCAAUCCUAUGGCUUGCGCAAAAUGCGGAAGAACUCAUGCUGGAUCCGGAUCGAUUCGCGAUAUCUGGUUUCUCCUCUGGUGGCAACAUGAGCUUUACGGUACCCUUGUGUUUGCAGGGCGAGCUGUUUGACCGAACACCAACCGGCGCACGAAUAAUUGACGGACGUGCGGGUAGUGUGCCGAACGCUGUCAUUCAGCCUCCACCAACUGCGAAUUCGACCGCUAUACCAGGUGGCUCCAGCUCUCGUAUACCGCUUAUGCGCCAACAGUCACGCCUUGACCGAAUCGCCAUGCUGCGUGAGACCGGCGCAUCGUCGUUGUCUCUCGUUUCGUCGUACAAGGACGGCCCGGCGGUAUCUGUCAUGACGACAGCCAACAACAGAGUGUUGAAGAUUAGAGGGAUAGUGUCCUUCUAUCCACCAACCGACUACACAAUCACUCGCGCUCAACGAAGAGCGACAUGCACACGUGCAGAUCAGAAUCUUCCUGCUGUUUUCACAGAACUUUUCGACGACUCGUACCUUCAACCGCCCUCCCUCGACCUCGCACAUCCCUGGCUCAGUCCUGGUCAAGCGCCGACACGCAUGCUCGAAGCGCUGCCCGAUGAUAUUGUUAUGUUUUGCUGCGAGUGGGACAUGCUACUCGCCGAGGGUGAGCGGUUCAGGGACAAGCUGCAGAAGGAGCUUGGCAAGCGUGUGCACUACCACUGCGUACCUGGGCCGCAUGGCUGGGAUAAAGCGCCUAACCCGCUCAGGGAGUCGCCGGGCGCACGACAGCAGUAUCUGGUUGCUUGUAAAGAGCUGAGGAGGAUGUUCGAUCUUGAGGAGGAUGAAGAAGAGGGAAGUGAGCAUGCUGAGCAUGCAGACUUGCCGUGCAGAAAGUAUCAUAAGAGUGUGGAUCUGGGGAAGCUGCAGGUACCAUCAAGGUAACGCCUGGAGAUCUCAAACUUUAGCAGUUAUUCGUUCGGCGUUGUUAUGGGUCAUUAGCAAGUCGUCACCUUGUAAACCAUCAUCUCCUUCUUACUUUCUUCCCUUAUGCAGUGUGUUUUCGUGCUUAA